GUACGCUACUGACGUAGCAACCGCUUUAUAAAAGUGGUAAGAUACAAAUGGCUUCUGAUGGUGAAAAUGGGCUUUCGGAUAACUAUCAAUCGUCCAAAAUUGUCACAGAGCAACUGUCAGGCAGUGAAAAAGAGUUGGAAAAGAAGAAGGAAAAAUUUCAAGCGGCAGUUUUUCUGACUGCUGUAACAGGAAUAGCUGCAACAUUGGGUUUUGGAACGACAGUAAUUGCAGCCCGACGACAGGAUCCAAAGUUCUUUCAAGAAGGCAUUUCUGGGACAAAAGCAAUGACGGAAACUGGAGCAUCGUUAGCUCUUAGAGCACUAAGCUGGGGAACAUUGUACGCUGUAACGGGCUGCGGCAUGUUAUGUUACGGUCUUUGGAAAUUUUCAGGAGCAUCAAAUGCAGAGGAGUUCAAAAGAGCCAUGGGUUCAAUGUUGCCUAGGAUAUCAAAAAAUGAUCCACCUCAGAGUAGGACAGAGUUCGAAGGACUUACUGAUUUGUUAACAUACAUCUCUGAAGACUGGGGUAAAGAAAAUGUGAAAGAAUCUAAAUAAAUCAAGAUGAUGUAAUUCUACUUUACUGAUCAUUCAUUGUUAAUAGUUCUAGUCAAGAUUUAAUGAUGUAUAACAUUUUUUGUAAGGAGAUACGAAUUACAAUUCGAAAUAGAACCAAAUUUUUUUUAUGCAUAUCUGAAUAUUAUUUACAAACAAGGCUAACUAGUUUUCCUAUGAUCGUCAGAAUUAUUCUCUCUCUUUUAGUACAUCAUGAUUUGAUCUUAAUCAAUGUAUAAAUAGUGCUGGACUUAUAAGUCAGGUGCUGGCAUCUCUCAUCUAGUUUAACAGG
Molecule: messenger RNA, 843 nt
Organism: Diprion similis
Lineage: Eukaryota; Metazoa; Arthropoda; Insecta; Hymenoptera; Diprionidae
Product: transmembrane protein 242
Exons: 2
Coding region: 48-554 (168 amino acids)
Source: RefSeq, a predicted model, not a curated record